Chara braunii is the source of this 2495-nucleotide messenger RNA. NCBI's taxonomy places the organism in Eukaryota, Viridiplantae, Streptophyta, Charophyceae, Charales, Characeae. The record is from the annotation of a GenBank genome assembly.
CUCAUCAAGUCCUUCAACUCAACGAAAAAGUCGGACGACGUCCGACGUUGAAAAACCCCGGCAAAUACCCUUGUCAAGGUAUUUGCCCCGACAACGAGAGGCCUCCAGUCAGGUGGAAAGAAGCCGCAUGGAUGAUAAGAUGCGAUGGGAUCAGAUGGCGCGAGUGAGGAAGGAACCAUUGGCAGUUGGGGAUGUCGUAUUACUGUACGACUCCUCUUUGGAGAAGCAAUGGUCGAGGAAACUCGACAAAAGGUGGAUGGGGCCCUAUAGGAUCUUGCGGUGCGGAGAAUUUGGGGCCUACCAGAUUGAGGAGCUGAACGGGACAGGGUCUGACUUUUCGAAGACAGCCAUGCAGAGGGGCGGGAGGGAUGCACGACCACAACAGAGACCCUCGGGAGCAUCUAGAGGGAAUGACCAGCGCAGGCCGUUUGGGAGGGAGUCCACGCCUGUCUUCAACGAUGAUAACAUAGAGCUCUUCUUGGAUGCCUACCAGGGUCAUGCGACACAGGAGGGGUGGACUACCCUGGAGAUGAUACGAAACCUGAGGGGGGUUGGACGUUUCGAGGAGCCUAUCGCGCAUAUUCGAGAGGAGGCUUUGACCUGGCCGGAUGUGGAGGCAAGGAUGCAGAGGCUGAGGGCUUUGCCGGUGGGACGCGAUGGUCUGCCUAUCCGGCUGGAGGAAGGCAAUGCGGAGGAGUUCAUUCCAGCCUACGAGGCGGAGAGACCAUUGGCGAGACAGAUUCGGGAUAGGGCGCGUGAUUGGGAAGAUUGUCAGGCUCAACUGAGGCAGGCGUUCUGGCGGCCAGAGCCUGAGAGGCCAGAGCCUUGGGUCGAGAGAAGGCAGAGAAGUAAGAGACCGCUGGACCCAGAAACGAGGGGGGCCACUGCGACUAGGAGAAGCCGAAAGGCCUUGGCACGGCGAGAGGAGGAGCCGGUGGGGCCGGCUCAGGCAGCAGGGCCACUCCCUACUUAUGGAUUUGAGCGAGUGGAGUUUCGUCAGAUCACUAGUACUGACCUACAGGGGCCUUCGCUGAGAUUGCUAGAAGAGGGAGAGGAUGUACUAUCGGAGACGCCGCUCAGGAGUUUGGAGGCCCACCUCGAUGCGUCUCAAUGGGGGACUUCGCAGUUGGGAAUCGGUCUGGUUGAACCGGCACGAUAUGGGCCGGUGGAAGGACCACAAGGCCUUGAGCCAGAGACUGAGCCGCGUGAGCCAGGGGAGCCACUGGUUGAAGAGGUUAUUACUGUUGGGGACGAUACUCCUCCUCAUACCCCGGUCCCGGAGCAUGUACAGCAGCCCUGUCCAGAAGGGAUUCCUGAGCCAGAUAGUGGAGAGGUUUCAGCACCUGCGCCGGAGGCCAUCACUUCGCCCAGGAAGAUGGCAGAGAUAGGGGGGCAGGAGGAGGACGGGAGAGCGGGGGCGCGCACGACCGUCAGCUCACGGUUAGCCGAACAUGCGGCCGAGCACUCGGAUACUGAGAUGCCAGCGUCCGAUGAGCCACCGCCAGAGUUGCCGCAUGUAGAGGGAGGGGCGAGUGCUGAGGCUCCGGCUCGAGGGACCCACGAGGCGCGGACAGGGAAAACACCGGGAGAGACAGUUGAGGAGAAGUCUACCAAAGAGCAGAGCAGAUAUGGUAUCCAGGGUGAGAGGAUGCAGGGACUCUUUGGCCAGGGAGUAACGGUAGAGCCUCCUCAGCAGAAGGAAAUAAAGGAGGUGUUCCUGGAUCCCGCAGAAGCGGAGACGAAGAGGAAGGCCGAAGGGAAGAGUUUUAGUUUCAAGGAUCCCACGGAGUUAGCCUCGCAGCAGGCAACCCCUAUGUCAAUUGAGGCCCCUGCAGGGGAGCCAACUCAGAGGCCCCAAUUUCCGCCUGCAGAAGAGGGUUUCGCAGAAGAGUCCCCUACAAUCCUUUUGGAGGUGCGGGGAGGUACCCUUACAGGGGCAGUGGCGCCCACUGAGCCUGAGACGGUGGAGACGGUGGAGAAGGAGGCAUCUCGUUUAGACGAGCUAGUGGCAGCCAUGGAGGUAGACAUGCCGCUGGAGAGACCCCAGAGGCUGGACACGCCUGAGUAUAGGCCAGAGAACGCGGGCGCACAAGCUAGUGAGGGCACCGAGGCCGCGGAGUCCGAACCUCAGGGUUGCAUGGGAUUGCCAUUAUGUUACGAGGGGGCCACUGAGGCGGCGGGGGCACCAUCGAUUUCAAACCCCCAGGGGAAGAGGAAGCCCAAGAGGUGGUUUGACUCAUCCUGUUUCUUUUGCAAGGAGGAAGGGCAUCAGGCUCUGCAGUGUGAGGGGUUUCUCAAGGACAAAGCGGAGGGACGAGUUACAGAGAGGGAUGAGAGAUUCUAUGAUAGACAAGGCAGGGUUGUAGAGCGGACUGCAGAUGGGGGUAGGCCUCAGUUGUAUAGGCAAAACCAGGAGGAGAUGAGUGAAUAGGGACUGGUUUGUCUAUAGGCCAGCAUGACCCUUGUACAUAAAGGGUAGGAUGAGCAUGGACAUA